Maudiozyma saulgeensis is the source of this 765-nucleotide messenger RNA. NCBI's taxonomy places the organism in Eukaryota, Fungi, Ascomycota, Saccharomycetes, Saccharomycetales, Saccharomycetaceae. The record is from the annotation of a GenBank genome assembly.
AUGUUGAGUAGGACUUUAGGAAGACGGUCUAUUCAUACAGUACCGAAAUUGACAAAUAUUAAAGAAUUAAGUAAAUCAGGUAUCCCAAAGAUCUAUUCAGCAAAUGGUUUCAAUACAGUAUGGUCAGAUUAUCAAAAAUAUUUAUGUGAUAAGCUUACAUUAGCUACAGCUGGUAGUACAUUAGAAUCAUAUUAUCCGUUCCAUAUUAUGUUAAAUACGGCAAAGAAAUCAUAUCAAAGUAACAUAUUUAAUUUAGCUAGUGCAAUUCAUAAUAAUCAUUUAUUUAUUGAGAACAUUAUGCCAGUGAAAGAGAAUGAAUCAAAUCAACCAUCCAAACUUUUAUUAAGCCGUAUUCAGGAAUCAUUUGAUUUGGAAUGGGAAGAAUUAAAGACCGAUAUUGUUAAAUUAAUUGAUAAAAAAAUUGUUGGACAAGGCUGGUUUUUCUUAAUUGAAAAUUCAAAUAAAGAGAUUCAUUAUUUAUUUUUACAAAAUAAUGGUACACCAUAUUACUUCCCACGUAAUCAAUUAUUUGAUUUAAAUGUUCCAAUAAAUUUAAAUGAAUUCACUCAUUUAGAAAAAAUGAAAGAUUUACUUAAGGGACAAGGUAAGACAAAGAUUAAAGAUUGGAGUAUGCCAUUAAUUUGUAUUAAUUUAUGGGACCAAGCAUAUUUAUCGGAUUAUGGUGUCGGUAAAAGAUCUGAAUAUGUUAAAAAUAUACUGGAUAAUUUGAAUUGGAAUGUUGUAAAUAACCGUUUAUACAAAUAA